Messenger RNA from Orbicella faveolata, 1596 nucleotides. RefSeq names its product mitochondrial inner membrane scaffold 2-like. Gene Ontology annotation, cellular component: mitochondrion. The record is from RefSeq and is a predicted model, not a curated record. NCBI's taxonomy places the organism in Eukaryota, Metazoa, Cnidaria, Anthozoa, Scleractinia, Merulinidae.
GAUAGAAAUUGAAUCACGUUUGAAAUUUUCUUAACAGAUCGAAAACUUGUUAAAAACAACAUAUUUUAAGCCUAUCUUCGUCUCGCAAUGAUGUCAGGAUCCUCGCUACGUUUUGCUAUGACCAACGUUCGUUGUAUUGCUAAACAGACAAGGGUCUUUGCUACGCCAGUGCGACAUAAUGUUUCACCUGCUGGCUUCCAAACUUCUGCAAAGAAGGGAUUUCUUUUACGUAAUUCAAGGCUACUACAUACGUCAUUCAUAAGAAAAGCAGAUAAGCCUGACCAAGAUACUGCAAAGAAUCAGGAGAAAGAUGAAAAGAAGCUGGCUCUGAGGGACAGAUUGAAGUUAGUGGUUGCAGAAUAUGGGACAACAGCAAUAGUGUUUCAUGUUACCAUUUCUCUCACUUCACUUGGGAUAUGUUACGCUGCUGUGAAAAGUGGAAUUGAUGUUCAAGCAGCUCUCCAGAAAAUUGGUCUCAGCUCUAAAGUGACUGACUCUAGUGUAGCAACAGAAGCAAGUACAUUUGUGGUGGCAUAUGCUUGCCACAAAGUAUUUGCUCCAUUGAGAAUGUUAAUGACAAUCACCUGCACUCCACUGAUUGUCCGUAAGCUGCGGAAAAUCGGAUUUCUUAAAGAACCGCUGAAGCAGUAGAAAACAACUCUGACUGCAGGACUUUGUUUUAUAUUGUUGCAGCAGCAUGACUGUAGAGCAGAUUUAAAUAAUUGUAAUAACUACAGUAGUAGAAAUCAAUGUUAAUGAUAUUGUAUCCAGUUGAAAACCAAUUUUAUUUAGUGGUUGACCAUUGUGAAAAUGUUAGAAGGUUAUUUAAAUCUCUGGUUGAGAUUGAGAUAAAUGAAGUAACACGUGCAUUGCAAGCUAAAAUUGUGAUAAUUAUUUCCUUAAUAUUAUUACAUGCAGGGCAGGAAAAAAACCAGGUCCAAUUACCUGGGGCAAGUAAAUUUUCCUAUUGGGCAAGUGAAAAUGGAAGUUUGGUGGUCUGGUGGGCAAGUGAAAUUAGCCUCAGUAGUCUUGUUAGUUGAUGAGGCAUGAACAUUGCGGGCCUAUUGGGCAAGUAAUAUUUUGCGGGGACAACUGAAAACUGAAAUGUAGUGGCCCGCUGGGCAACUGGAUUUCAAAAUUUUUUCCUGCCCUGACAUGGAUGUUCUUUUAGGUGCCUUUCAAUAACACACUCUGAGUUUUAAAAACCCAACUAUAAAGGAUGAAUUUGUUGCUACUAUCAACUAUGGCAUGAACCUUGAAAAAGAAACAAACAGAAUGGAUCAACAUCUUCAUGUAACAGUCACAACCCACACAUGGGACCUUUCAAACCUGUUGAAUUUAACUUCCAUUUCCUUAUGGGUCUGCUAAGAAAAUAGCUAGCAUUGAAACAUGUAGCAUAACACAAGUUUGUGUGUUAUUGAAAGGUCUUUCAUUUUUCAAGAUUUUUUGUCAAGUUUUACAUUUCACUACAUUUUCAGCCUCUGCAAGGGUUUUUGUCAGGCCAAGUUUUUGUGUAGACUGUCAGCAGUCUCUUUCCUUUCCUGUGAUGAGUUUUGUUUCUGAGCAUGUGACAAACAAUGGAGUGGCAAAGCUGUA